AAUUCAAACUUGACACAGAAAAUAUGGGAAAGCCACUCUUGGUUUUAAUUCCAAUUACAACUCAAAAAUACACGCAAUGCUACCUGUGAACAAAAAAGGAUCUAGAGAACAUAUUGAAGAGUGACGAGAAUACAAUGUUGUAUGUAAGACUGUGGUUAGUGUCAUAGAUGAACCACAUCUGUUAGUGUUCAUGGUUCGCGUCCUUAGUGGUAGAUAACCUAACUAUUGCAUGUUAUUUUGGAAAGAAUACAAACAGUGUGUACAUUACUAAAUACAAUUUGAAUUUAGUUAUUGAACGCUAAGUAUGUCGAAGAAAAUAAGAAGAUUUGUGCAUUUAGAUUUAAAAGGAGCUCCUCCAAAGCCAUCAUUCUUAGAAACAUUUUUUCCUUUAUUGACAACUCUUGGAGUCGAAGGGUUGUUAGUAGAAUGGGAAGAUAGUUUUCCCUACACUGGAGACAUUCAGGACAUAGGAAGCCUUGGGUCAAGUAGUGCUAGUGGUGGUCAUUAUAUUCCAAAAGAGGCAUCAGAAAUUAUGAAAUUAGCCAAAGUACAUUCUCUGAUGACAAUACCCUUGAUUCAAACCUUUGGGCACAUGGAAUUUGUAUUAAAACACAGUAAGUUCAAACAUUUACGAGAAUACAAUAUAUCUCCAAGCUGUAUAUGCCCUAGUCAAGAGGAUAGCUUGAACUUAAUAAAAGAAAUGAUUGAUCAAAUGCUAGCGUUUCAUACAGAUAGUGAAUAUAUCCAUAUAGGUGCUGAUGAAGUAUGGCAUUUAGGUCAGUGUGAAAAAUGUACUGCUAAAAUGGAAAUAUUGAAGUACAAACAACAUUCUUUAUGGUUAGAUCAUGUAGUUGCUGUGGCACAAUAUGUGAGAAUUAGAUAUCCUAAUACUAAAGUUAUGUUAUGGGAUGAUAUGUUUAGGAACAUUGACGAAGCUAUUCUAAAAGAGUACAACAUAGGAGAAUUAGUUGAACCAAUGGUUUGGUACUAUCAUACUUUAGACGAUUUUUUCUCUCCUAACUUAUGGAACAAAUAUUGUAAUGUAUUUCCUCAUCUAUGGGGAGCUACUGCCUUUAAAGGAGCCACAGGUAGUCGACAGAUUAUGCCUGUACCUUAUCAUCAUAUUCAAAAUCAUGAAUGUUGGAUACGAGGUUUGGCUUUGUACAAUGAUCAAAUUAAAAACUUCCAUGGUUUGGUACUGACAGGGUGGUCUAGGUACGAUCAUUAUGCAACUUUGUGUGAAUUGUUGCCUUCUGGAAUACCAUCCUUAUGUAAUUGUUUAUUAACUUUGGAAAACGGAAAAUAUUCACCAGAAAUUAUCCAGUCAGAAAUGACCUCACUAGGUUUCAUUCUUCCAAACAUACAUAUGGAUGAUACUACAAUUGUUCCUCAAUUUCCUGGUAGUCAGCUUUACAUCAAUAUGGACUGGUUGAAUCAUUUCAUCAGGAAAUAUAAAAUAGAAAUUGAUAGUGAAAGAUUCAACACAUGGUUCAAUCAUUGGCAAAGAAAUACCAAAUAUACAACCCCUUAUCACGUCAAUUCAAUGAAAAGUACAAUAAAUUCGCUCUUAAGUGAAAUUGAGAAAUUAGAAGAUUUUAUAACUUCAUCUAUACAUGAUAUUUAUUAUGAACACACAGUUGAAGAAUUGUAUGGUACUUUGAUUCAUCCAAUUAAAGAAAACCUCUACAAGUUGAAUCAAUAUUGCCUUUUGCAAAAUGAAGAAUGUCCCACAAAACCUAAGCCAAUUGAUUAAAACAAGACUACACACCUGUCGUAAACGUACCUGAGUAAUUCUGAAUGCAUGGUUUAUACUUCAACUUUAUCUUAGCGCAUAAUUAGUUAUGGAAUGUAUUUUAUAUUUUUCUACAAAAAUCUGUCGAGGUUAUAAAAAGCCAAAGAUUAAAUGAUAUGGAGACUCUAGAGUAAA
Molecule: messenger RNA, 1927 nt
Organism: Diorhabda sublineata
Lineage: Eukaryota; Metazoa; Arthropoda; Insecta; Coleoptera; Chrysomelidae
Product: hexosaminidase D-like
Exons: 10
Coding region: 305-1753 (482 amino acids)
Biological process (GO): carbohydrate metabolic process
Molecular function (GO): hexosaminidase activity
Source: RefSeq, a predicted model, not a curated record